AUGGUCUUCAUCCUAGGUGUCAAUUUCCCUGAGCGGAACCUACUAAAGAAAUGUCUCGGCUCCUUUUUCGGAAUUGGAGAUAAUACCUCCUCUCGGCUUCUCGCUCGCUUUAAUAUCCACCCUACCUGUCGUGUCGGCGAGCUAGCCAACAAGCAGGUCCUCGACUUAACCGCCGUGCUAUCGGAUAUGAAGAUUGAGAACGAUCUGCGCCGAGAGGUGCUGAAUGAUAUUAAGCGAUUGAAGGAGACGGGCACUUACCGUGGUCGUCGCCAUGCGCUAGGUCUGCCUGUGCGGGGACAACGGACGCGCACACAGAUUAAAACUCCCGUUCGGUUGAACCGCAUGGAGCGUCGUCUGUAA
Messenger RNA from Penicillium pulvis, 360 nucleotides. Its product is annotated as mitochondrial 37S ribosomal protein uS13m. NCBI's taxonomy places the organism in Eukaryota, Fungi, Ascomycota, Eurotiomycetes, Eurotiales, Aspergillaceae. Gene Ontology annotation, cellular component: mitochondrion; ribosome; small ribosomal subunit. The transcript has 4 exons. The record is from RefSeq and is a predicted model, not a curated record. Bases 1 to 360 code for a protein of 119 amino acids. Gene Ontology annotation, biological process: translation. Gene Ontology annotation, molecular function: structural constituent of ribosome; RNA binding.